Molecule: messenger RNA, 768 nt
Organism: Balaenoptera ricei (Rice's whale)
Lineage: Eukaryota; Metazoa; Chordata; Mammalia; Artiodactyla; Balaenopteridae
Product: Y-box-binding protein 3-like
Exons: 2
Coding region: 1-768 (255 amino acids)
Biological process (GO): regulation of gene expression
Cellular component (GO): nucleus
Molecular function (GO): nucleic acid binding
Source: RefSeq, a predicted model, not a curated record
AUGAGUGAGGCUGGAGAGGCCUCCCUCACGGAGGUGGCCGCUUCCGUCUCCCCUCAAGCCUCGCAGAAACACCUGGCAUCCUUGGGAGGCGGAGAUCCACCCCGAGCCCUAGGUGCUGGCAACCUCAGCGGGGAUGCAAUCCCCAAGGCCACCGUGACGGGCGCCAAGGGAAAGGUGCCCAAGAAAAUCAUCGCUAAGAGGGUGCGAGGCUCUGUCAAGUGGUUGAAUGUGAAGAAUGGGUAUGGUUUCAUCAGCAGGCAUGAUACCCAGGAAGGUGUGUUCGUUCACCAGACGGCCAUCCCCCGGAACAACCCUCACAAGUACGAACGCGGCGUCGGCAAUGGCGAGACUGUCGAGUUCCACAUGGUCCGAGCGCUGCCACCAUGCGGUCCCAAGGGCGCUGAGCAUGACGUUGACGAAGGCGAGGGCAGCGGCGAAGGCUUCACCGCGGCCCAGGGCCUGAGGCGCCGUCUGCCUGGCCACCCCGAAGACCAAAGGCCUCGGCGCUUCCCGCCCUGCCGCAGGGCCCCAGCCGUGACCUGCCGCCCAUCGAUCCUGGCUACCACCAGCGGCCCACGGCCCGGCCACCUGCCAGGGUCCACAAGGCCCGAGGGCGACCCGUGGCAGUGUCAGGGCCCCAGCUACCUGCUGAGCCGCCCUAGGGGCCGAGGCACUACUCUUGGUCCAAGACCCUCAUCAGGCAUCUCUGCGGAGCUGGAAGUGGAACACAGGGAGAGCGGGCAUGACGCCGGCGGAGAUCUACAAUAG